AUGUUCAUCUCUUCAGCUUCAAAACGAUCGUAUGUUCCUGAUGAAUAUCCAUUACAUGUACGAGGUACACCAGAAUAUAAUCCAUUGUAUGAUGCACUUGAAACAAAUAUAAUUACUUCACAAAAUCAAAAUCAAAAUAAUUUUCGACCAAUAGCACCACAAAAAUCAAGUUUCAUACAAUAUUCUCAUAAUGAUAUUUCAAAUACAUAUGAUAAACCACGUUCAUAUCGUUAUAAUGAUGAACAACGACAAUAUACAAAUGGACAACGACAACAUACAUCUAAUCAUCAAAAAAGAGUUGAAUCAGCACCAAAUAGUGAAGUUGAUUUAUUGGUAGAUAAAAUGGGAGGUGAUACAACAAAGCCAGAAGAUAGGCUAGAGGAAAAUAAUCAACAAAAAAAACGCAGACGACGACGAAUUUUAUAUAAUCUUCUAGAUUUUCUUGCAGUUUUGACAACAUGUCUUAUAUUUGGUCUUAUAUAUUUAUUUAUUAAGCCGGUGCCAAGAGGCUUUUUUUGUGAUGAUACAUCUAUACAAUAUCCAUUUCGACAGGAUACUAUUCCAAUGUGGCUUUUAGCAAUUUAUGGAGGACUUGGUCCAAUUAUAAUUUUUUGUUGUGUUGAACUUUGGGUUGUUCGACCAUUUCAUUGUGGACGUGGUCGAGGUGGACAUAGCUUAAAACAACGACAAAUUGAUUAUGUAAAAUUAAUCUUUCAUACAGUAUUUCUUUUUAUUCUUGGUAUUGCUGUUUGUUUUCUUAUAACUGAAGUUGGAAAACGUACAAUUGGUCGAUUAAGACCAUAUUAUUUAACUGUUUGUAAUCCUAUUUGGACAAAUCUUAAUUGUACAAAAACUGUACAAACAGCAAGUGGUAGUAUUUCUAUUCCACAAUAUAUAAUGGAUCAUUAUUGUAAUUCAUCAGUAUCAGACAGAGAUCUUCAAGAAGCAAAAUUAUCAUUUCCAUCAGGUCAUUCAAGUUAUUCAACAUAUGCAUUUAUAUUUUUAUUUGUUUAUUUUGAAGCACGACUUGUUUGUCCAAGUAUUCAAUUUUUAAAACCAUUUCUUCAAUGUUUAUGUGUUGCUGUUGCUUUUUUUACAUGUUUAUCACGUGUUACUGAUUAUAAACAUCAUGCAACAGAUGUUAUUGGUGGAUCAUUAAUUGGUUUUUGUAUUGCUGUAUUUACUGCUGUACGUGUUGGAACAUAUUUAUGGACAUUUAGUGUCUAUUGUGAAACAGAUGAAGAAACAGAAAAAGAUCGUUUACCUAAAGAUGAACGUAUAACAAUACCUGGUGUUGAAACAAAACCAUCAGGUGGAUUACGUUCAAAUGAACAAGAUCAAACAAUAACAGAACGUGAACGUCAUAGUAAUCGAUCAAAUUAUGAUAAUGUUAUAUCAAUGCAUACACAACAACAACAACGACCUAUAUCGAAUAAUGUAAAACCGACUGUUGGACAACGUAUGACACCUAGACAAGGAUAUGAUGAAGCAAAUGUUUAA
Rotaria sp. Silwood1 is the source of this 1500-nucleotide messenger RNA. NCBI's taxonomy places the organism in Eukaryota, Metazoa, Rotifera, Eurotatoria, Philodinida, Philodinidae. The record is from the annotation of a GenBank genome assembly.